Molecule: messenger RNA, 1205 nt
Organism: Oppia nitens
Lineage: Eukaryota; Metazoa; Arthropoda; Arachnida; Sarcoptiformes; Oppiidae
Gene: RfC4
Product: replication factor C subunit 2-like
Exons: 3
Coding region: 109-1128 (339 amino acids)
Biological process (GO): DNA-templated DNA replication; DNA repair
Cellular component (GO): nucleus; DNA replication factor C complex
Molecular function (GO): DNA binding; DNA clamp loader activity; ATP binding
Source: RefSeq, a predicted model, not a curated record
GUUUAUUAAUAGCAUUUGUUGUGUUCAAUGAAUUUCAGUGUUUUUUUGACAAUACAUUUGAUUAGACAGUAAUUAACUGAUCAUUUGGUGAUACUUUACAGACAAUCAAUGGUCGAUACGAUGGACACGGAUGACGUGGACAAGAAACAGAUGACUGAUUCGGGUUCAGUACUACCGAUUCCGUGGCUUGAAAAGUAUCGUCCGAUUGAUUUCGAGGACAUUAUUGGCAACAAAGAGGCCAUCAGUCGGUUUGAUAUUUUCUCGAAGAAGGGCAACAUUCCUAAUGUCAUACUUUCGGGUCCUCCCGGUGUCGGAAAAACAACUACAAUCCUAUGUCUUGCCAGACAUCUAUUGGGUUCCAACUAUAAAGAAGCGGUUCUUGAGCUAAACGCGUCCAAUGAGAGAGGCAUUGAUGUGGUCCGCAACAAGAUUAAGAUGUUUGCGCAAACUAAAGUGACAUUAGGUUUAGGAAAACAUAAAAUUGUGAUCUUAGAUGAAGCGGACAGUAUGACUGAAGGCGCACAACAGGCCUUACGCAGGACUAUGGAGGUGUACUCGAAGACUACACGAUUUGCGUUGGCCUGCAAUACGUCCGAAAAAAUCAUUGAACCGAUUCAGUCUCGCUGUGCAGUCAUUAGGUUUACAAAACUUAAUGAUAAACAGAUCGCUGAGAAACUCAUAGAAAUUUCUAAGAAAGAAAAUGUUGAGUUCAAUAGUGAGGGAAUUGAAGCCCUGGUGUUCACAGCACAGGGCGAUAUGCGUCAGGCCAUCAAUAAUCUACAGUCGACUAGUGAUGGCUUUGGUUAUAUAAGUAGUGAUAAUGUGUUUAAAGUAUGUGAUGAACCGCAUCCACUGUUCAUCAAAGAUAUGCUGAAGUUCUGUACAGAACAAAACAUUGACGAAGCCAUGAAAAUAAUGCAUAAAUUAUAUAAAUUGGGUUAUUCUCCGGAAGAUAUCAUCACAAACGUGUUCCGAGUGACCAAAACAUAUGAUUUGCCAGAAUUUCUUAAACUAGAGUUCAUCAAAGAGAUCGGUUUGACACACAUGCGGAUCACACAAGGAGUCAACUCAUUGUUACAGUUGUCAUCUUUAAUCGCAAGACUUUGCAAAAAAACUUUAAAAUCAUAAUUCAAUAAUUUGUUUGUUUGUUUUCAUCACAUAUUUUUUAAAUAAAACUUUUAAUAGUAAUCAACACAAAUAAAGUU